Messenger RNA from Dictyostelium purpureum, 2151 nucleotides. RefSeq lists its product as uncharacterized. The record is from RefSeq and is a predicted model, not a curated record. Bases 1 to 2151 code for a protein of 716 amino acids. NCBI's taxonomy places the organism in Eukaryota, Evosea, Eumycetozoa, Dictyosteliales, Dictyosteliaceae. The transcript has 5 exons.
AUGGAUAAUCCGUUUGGUAAACUUUUCGAAAAAAAAAAAAAAGCUCCAGGUAAAAAAGCAGCCUCAGCUAUACCACAGUCAAAUCUUAAACAAUCUUCUUUAUUGGGUUCUUCAAUUUUAUCAAAAAAAGAAGAGGACUUAAAGAAUAAAUCUUCAAGUGGUUCAUCAACAUUUUCAAAUUCAUAUUUAAGUUUUGGAAUUCCCAAAAAGAACCCAGCUAGUAUUGAAAGUCCAUCAACUAAAUCAGGAUCAUCAUUAUUAUCAACAACUGCAUCAAAUAUUCCAUCGAUCCCAAAAAGAAAAAGAGAGGAUUCUGAUGAAAAUAAUUUCUUUGGUGAUUCCGACCAUAAUAAGUCAUCAAAUCAACCUGAUAUUGAUAACAAUAGUUCAAGAAAAAAAAAAUCAUCAUCAUCAUCAUCACCAUCAUCAAAAUAUGGUUUUAGUAAUGAUGAUUUACCAACUUAUACAACUAGAAGUGGGAGAUCAGCAAAAAAAUUCGAUCCAAAUCUUUUCAGUAUUGAUAGUAGUAUUAGUAGUAGUAGUACCGCCCCUAAAACUAGUGGCGGUAGUAGUAAUACCGCCCCUAAAACUAGUGGGAAAAAAGAAUCUAAAUAUUCAAAUAUUUCAUUGGACGAUUUAUUAAAUGAAAGAAAGAAAACAGGAAAAUUUCUUGAAAAUAUUGACACAGAUACAAUUUUAUUCGACAAGAGCAAGAUGAAAGUAGCUAUAGCAGAAGAUGAAACAAUUGACGUUAAAUCUAUUAUAGGUAACGAAAUUGAAUUUAAUGAUAAAGAAACCAAACAAUUACAAGAUCUAUUUAUUGCAAAUGAUCUAUUUCUUGCAGGUUCCAAUCGUCAAUAUAUUUUUGUUGAAAAAAAUAAAGUGCCAUCGGUAAUGGAGUUAAAUAUUAAAGAUAGCGAUACUUCAAAAUACCCAAUUUUGAAAUUAUUAAAAAAUCAAGAUUCAAAUGAAUUGUCAAUUUUAAAUAGUUUGGGAACAUUGGUUAAAAUUUCAAAAAGAGAAUCAAUACCGGAUAUUUUAAUAACUUAUUUAUACUCACAAGUUAAUAGAAUAUUCCCAUUUAUGAAUUUAUAUAAAGUAUUGGUAAUGCUAAACUAUUCAAUAGAAAAAAAAAAAUUUAAUACUGAACAGGUCAAAGAGCUUAUUAAGUUUUUAAUAUUUUUAUCAUUGGACCCAUUUUUCCAAUUCAAAAUGCCACACAAUCAAAUGAAUUUAGAAAAACAGGUUGGUAAGAAGCAAAAAAAAAGUGAAACAGAGGCAGUAAAACCAAAGCAAGAUAGUUUUAAUCAAGUUGUUAAAGAUUCUGGUAUUUUUAAUUCAAUUAGAUUAUUAAAAUUAAAUCUUUCAAAAUUGAUCAAUUUAUAUUUUAACCCAGAUUUUCACAGAAAUAAUAAUAGUAAUAAUAAUAAUAGUAAUAAUAAUAAUAGUAUUAAUAAUAUAAAUAAUGAUACAGACAAUAUACCAACUAUUAUGAAUCAAUUAUUUGACGAAAUUAUUUCUAUUGUUCCAGAAGAUAACGAUAGAUUCCAAACAUUUACCAAAAUUACUGAAGUUUUUCCAACAGAAACUGAAUUUAAAGUACGUGAAAGAUUCUCUCUUUACUGUAUUUCAAAUAUGUUAUCUUCGCUAGCAAAAGAAAAAGCAAAAAAGAAAAAGAAACCAACAAAGAAAAUUAAAACUGAAGAAAACAAACCAAUUGAAGAAAAUAAAGAAAUACCAAAAGAAGAUAACUCGCCAAAAUCCAAAGAGACUAUUUCAGGAAACUCACCACCUCAAGCAAAAAUAGAAUUAUUGGAUGAAAUUUUUGAAACCAAAGACAUUUGUUCAACUUUAAUUAAACUAAUUGAGCCAUAUGUUUAUAGAAUUAAAAAUGAAACUAUCAAUUUAAGAGUUAUGGUUAAUGUUAUUCAAUUGGUAACAAUCUGUGUUGAUGAUAUAACCGAAAUUAAAAGGCAUUUUAAAACCCUUGAGCCAAUAUUUAAACUGUGGAACAGUAAAGUAAAAGAACCCGAAAAUAUUGAUUUUAAUAGAACAAGAAUCAAGGAUUUAGUUGUUCUCAAUCAAAGUAAAAUAGCUGGUCUUGUUAUAAGACAACAAGAAAUUAUAACAGACUAUUUCACAACAAAAUAA